Molecule: messenger RNA, 935 nt
Organism: Penaeus indicus
Lineage: Eukaryota; Metazoa; Arthropoda; Malacostraca; Decapoda; Penaeidae
Exons: 4
Coding region: 176-652 (158 amino acids)
Cellular component (GO): membrane
Source: RefSeq, a predicted model, not a curated record
CACGAUAAACUCUUUCUUCUUGAAUUGUCCUUUGUGCACGUCGCGCCUAUUGUUCCCAUGAUAAAUGCUUAGACUUCAGUCCCCGUGAGCUUGGCUGUGUGAUCACUUGACGCAUAAUAUGUAAAAGAAAAAAUACCUUCAAGGAUUCCAACCAACUCCUUAAUACACUCCAGACAUGGCCGGGUACAUUCAGUACCUAAAGACUGCUUCGGGGAUCCUUAAGAUAGCAGAGACUGUGACAGUGGCCAUCACCUUUGGCCUCUUCAGGGGAAUUCCUUUGACCUUUGGCGACACGCAUCACUUCGCCGGCAACUUAGGAACCGAUACGGACUUUUUUGCGGGCGGGGUCAUGGUGACUGCGCUGAUUGUGACUCCUUUGUUCUUCGUGUUUUAUCUCCUGGGGCGGAAAGAGAUCAAAAAGACAGGGAUGGAAAUCGUCCUUAACUUCAUCCUCAGCGUCUUCCUCUUCAUAUCCGGUUCCCUGUGUCUGGCCUUUUAUAACUCGGCUCCCUUACCUAGCCCUUGGAACAGCAGAGACAGGGAAGGCGUUACGAUGGGCGUCUUCUGCUACAUCUCCGCCAGUUUCUAUUUGGCAGACACCCUCGUUGCUCUCAAGAACUUUUGUCGAAAAGAAACGGAAACGGAUGCAUGACGAUGUGAUGGUUAUGAGAAAACGGGAAUGAUGCGGAAAUAAAGAGAAAACGGGAAGGAUGCGGAAAUAAAUAGAAAACGGGAAGGAUGCGGAAAUGAAGAGAAAACGGUAAUGAUGUGGAAAUAAAGAGAAAACGGGAAUGAUGCGGAAAUAAAGAGAAAACGGGAAUGAUGCGGAAAUGUAGAGAAAACGGAGAAAAUGUGUAGAUAAAGAGAAAACUGAUGUGAUGUUUCAACAACUGAAGGGUAGACUUAAUAAAGAUUUAUUUAUAUUUUUUCUCAUC